Diabrotica virgifera virgifera (western corn rootworm) is the source of this 1366-nucleotide messenger RNA. Its product is annotated as zinc finger protein 596-like. The transcript is spliced from 2 exons. NCBI's taxonomy places the organism in Eukaryota, Metazoa, Arthropoda, Insecta, Coleoptera, Chrysomelidae. The record is from RefSeq and is a predicted model, not a curated record. Bases 161 to 1348 code for a protein of 395 amino acids.
AUGAUUAUCUAUUAUAUGACAGAAACAGAAACGUGCUAUGGACAAAAACUAGAAACAGAAACUGAGCGCCUUUCCUAAUAUUCUAAUUUAAACUGAAUAGAUUUUAAAAAAUGAGACAAAAGGGCAUUUAAAUAGAAUUACAUCAGUUUAUUAUAGAAAUAUGAACACCAGUAAAGUAGUAGAAUGUUUAAUUUGUGGAAAAACUUUCAGCAGUUCUUCAAACGUGAGGAAACAUGUCAAGAAAUUGCAUCCAGAUAGAGUUCUGGAAGAAUCAUAUGAUCAUAUUAUGAACACCAGUAAAGUAGUAAAAUGUUCUAUUUGUAAAAAAACUUUCAGCACUUCUUCAAAUUUGAAAAAACAUGCCAAGAAAUUUCAUCCAGAUACAGUUUUAGUAGAAUCAUAUUAUAAAAACAGUAAACACUUUAAUUUUACAUGUGAAUGCGGAAGAAACUUCAACCAUAUUCGUCACUUAAAAUCCCACAGAAGAAAGGUCCAUUUAGAUGAGCAGAAUAACAUUUUGCAGAGAAAAUGUCCAUUGUGUGAUUUUUCAGCAAGAGAGAAAAGUUCAAUGUUAGAACACUUCCAGAAAGAACACAAUAUUUGUGUAGAUUCUAAAGAAUACACAUUUUCCAAUAUUCAACAAUUUGAAAAAUGGAAAACUGACUUAGAAACUAAGAGUUGUAGUCGAUAUAUCAAAAAGGCAAAAAGUGUUGUGUCCAACAGUAGUUACUAUUGUUGUCACCGUUCUGGGAACUACACACCUAAGGACGAUAGAGUCAGGCGCUUAAAAGGACAAGGAUCCAAUAAAAUAAAUGCUUAUUGUCCAGCAAGUAUAAGACUAAUUAAAAACAUUAGUGGAAGCUGCACAGUUACGUUGAUUGAUACACACGUAGGACAUGACUUCGAUUUGGAGCAUCUUCAACUUACGGAUUUAGAAAGAAAAGAUCUGGCCGUUAAAAUUGCUUCUGGGAUGAACUUUGAUGAAAUUAUACAACAAAUUAAGAAAUCAGCUGAUCCGGAUAGUAAUAAACGGUUACAUCUUGUAACAAAAAGAGAUCUAAGGAAUAUUGAAGCAUGCUUUAAUCGGCAUUCUGGAGCAAUUACAAAAAGUAAAAAGGAUAUAAAUAAAUUUAAAGGAGAAGAACAAAUAUGUCUUGAUCUGGAAGCAACAGAAAUAGAUACUGUAGAACUUGGAAACGGCAAAACCAAUGAGAAUCUGGAGGAAACUAAAAAACGGAUUUUAAAAGACUUUUCUGACCAUCUUCAUAAAGUAAAUUCUACAGAAGAACUAGAAAGUUUAGAAUUUGUGUUAAAAUCGCAUUAUAAUUCUCUAGUUUCUAUUAAAUAAUAAAGUAUAUUGCUUACA